Molecule: messenger RNA, 333 nt
Organism: Colletotrichum lupini
Lineage: Eukaryota; Fungi; Ascomycota; Sordariomycetes; Glomerellales; Glomerellaceae
Exons: 3
Coding region: 1-333 (110 amino acids)
Source: RefSeq, a predicted model, not a curated record
AUGGUGUUGCUCAGGAGUGUUGUCAGAGCCAAGGUCUUAUUGUUUACUUUCGAUCGGUCGCGUUUCCACUUCACCCCCCCUUCCCAUGGAUGGAAGGGCGGGCAGUCACACAGGGCACCGCGAGUCUCCCGCAAGCCGCAAGCGCGACUGUCAAUCUGUGAUUGCCCCGGCUCAGGCAGCCCCACGAGCUUCAGCCGCGCUAAGCCGAAUUCGGACUCGACCAAAACAUUCGCUUUUGUGUGCUUUCCACUUUUUGCUUUCCUCUCCCCCUUCUUUUCCAGCAACUACCUUACUACACCCAGCUACCACAUUCCGAACUCGAUGACCAGCUAG